This is a messenger RNA of Ilex paraguariensis (yerba mate), 912 nucleotides long. NCBI's taxonomy places the organism in Eukaryota, Viridiplantae, Streptophyta, Magnoliopsida, Aquifoliales, Aquifoliaceae. The record is from the annotation of a GenBank genome assembly.
AUGGGGAGGCGUGUUUAUUCAUGUUUUGUGCUAUGCUCGAAAUGCAGGCAGGAAGACCUACGGAGGCCAUUUGGGCAAUUUGGUCCUCUUAAGGACAUUUACUUGCCAAAAGACUAUUAUUCUGGGGAGCCACGGGGCUUUGGUUUUGUCCAAUAUGUAGAUCCUGCCGAUGCUGCAGAAGCUAAAUAUCAGAUGGACGGGCAGAUUCUUCUGGGCCGGCAGCUGACGGUUGUAUUUGCUGAGGAGAACAGGAAGAAGCCAUCUGAUAUGAGAGCUAGGGAUCGUGGGAGGGGGGGUAGAUAUGACCGAAGGCGGUCUCCUGCUCGUUAUUCUCGAUCUCCACCACCGCGUAAUGCAAGAUCACGAUCCCGCAGUCUUGACUACUACUCCCCGCCUCCAAAGAGGAGACAGUACUCAAGGUCUAUUUCACCUCGAGGACAUGAAAGGUCACACUCGCAGCAUAGUCGAGAGAGGUCAUACUCGCGUUCUCCAGGAAGGGAUCAUUCUCCACCACCCUUUGAUGACUUGAGGGAUCGCAGCCGAAGUCCUGUAAGGGGGCGUUCUGCAGUUGGGGAUCGAAGCCGAAGCCGAAGCCGAAGCCCAUAUCCUGUGGAAUACUCAAGGGAACCAGUCAGAGAUGAGUCCCCUAGUCAGUGAACAAUGCAGGAGAGAGAUGCCCGUAAUGCUGCCUGCUAGUGUUGACUUUCUUCCGAAAGGUACAAUAUAUAUUUAUGUUGAGUCAGUUGAUGUAGUCUCUAAUUGGAUUUGAAGGUGGAUGUUAAAAUCUACUUUAGGACAAUUUUUUUUUCCUUUUGGUGCUUUGGUUUGAGAAUUUCUUGGAUUGAAGUAUUUAACUAUCUCCGAAGGUGUCUGGUUUAGUUUUACCAUAUGUUUUUUCUUUUUAUUGUUUAU